AGCUGUUCCAGAUUUACAUUUUGGAACAUCCAAAGGGGAAAUGGCCCAUGAACGGAAAAUGAUGGCUCUACAGAUAUUGGAAGCAUCAGUGUUCGAUGAGGCCAAUAACUGUGCCAUGUGUUCACUGGCAAAGCCUGCUGGAUCUGUGCGUCCAGUGAUAAAUUGGAUCCAAUGUGACAUGUGCAAGAGGUGGUACCACGAAUGCUGCCUGGGCAUGUCCAAAGCUAAGCUGACACAGGCCAGAGCUAACAUGUGGAACUGCGUUGUGUGCUCUUAAAUCCAUUAGUUUGCAUUACUUCUGUUUUUAUUUAAAAAUGUGCAUAUUUGAAAUUGUUCUUUUUCUUUUAAAUUAUUGCAUAUAGCUCCAGUGUGUGUUCUUGUAAAAAAAUAUUUUUAUUUCAAAAUUUUAAUAUUUGAAUUUUUUAUUUUUCAUUUAAACUAUUGUAUAUAGUUCCACUUUGUGUUUUUGUAUAGACAAUCUUGUAAAUUUUGCAGAAAUUGUAAAUAUUUUUAAUAUCAUUCCAACAAAUAAAAACAAAGUAGCAGUAAUCU
This is a messenger RNA of Triplophysa rosa, 552 nucleotides long. RefSeq lists its product as uncharacterized. The transcript has 3 exons. The record is from RefSeq and is a predicted model, not a curated record. Bases 41 to 277 code for a protein of 78 amino acids. NCBI's taxonomy places the organism in Eukaryota, Metazoa, Chordata, Actinopteri, Cypriniformes, Nemacheilidae.